AUGGCGACCUCGGCGGACAGUGCGGAGGGAGAGGGGCCAAGGACUUUGGAUGAGGCCCUGCAGGAAGGUUCUGGAGAGGAGUCCAGACGUCAUCUUCAAGAAGUCCGAGUCGACGAGCAGGUGCAGGACCCUCUGUAUGAAGCGAGCCGGUCAGAGACUGUUUUGGUCGAGAGACCAGUUGCUGAGCACGGAAGCCAGGGAAAUCAUGUGGAGUCUCCUGUGUUCCAGCGAGAUUCCACCUCUGAUGGGCAGCCAGCACUGGUUCCUCCGACAGAGCAGCAAAGUUUGGGGGCGUGCGAUAAUGGCGCAGCUACGGCCCGGACGAGAUCCAUGGAGCGUCGUGAAGAAGAUGUUGGCCAGAUCUCGCGGUCUCUGAACUUUAUGACUGGUUUGCUGAGCACCCUUGUGGGAAGAGUGGACAGAAUGGAGCAAUGGCAGUCUGCCAGUGGUUCGGUGGGUGGCCAGGUUCCGAUGAGUACCGAGGAAGGAUCGCAACAGCCCACUCCAUCGGCUAUGACUCCGGCGACUGCAACUUCAAGGCCGACUGGUGCGUUGGGAACUGAAGACAUGGGUCGGCUGCAGCGGCAGUUGAAUCAGAUGUCUUUGGGGCAAAGUGGAAUCGAGCCAGAGUUUGAGCGACCCUUGGCGUCACUGGAAAAGGUCAUGGCUGGGACCUUCAGCAGUGAUGACAGCGAGACGGCUCGUCGUAGGGCGGCUGAGGUGGAGCGCGGGAUCCCAGGACGCCUCUUGGGACCGCUGGCGGAGACGAAUUGGCCCGCGCUUCUGUAUGGAGAUCCAAUGGCUUCUUCUUCGAUGCCGGAGUCUCAAAGUAUGCCACCGCUUCAGCAGGCUAUGGAGUCUCAAAGAAUGCCGUCGCUUCAACAGGCUAUGGAGUCUCAAAGAAUGUCUUCGCUUCAACAGGCUAUGGAGUCCCAGCGUAUGCCUUCGCUUCAACAGGCUAUGGAGUCUCAAAGAAUGUCCACGCUUCAGCAGGCUAUGGAGUCUCAAAGAAUGCCUUCGUUUCAACAGGCUAUGGAGCUUCAGAGAAUGUCCUCGCUUCAACAGGCUAUGGAGUCCCAGAGAAUGCCGAUGCUUCAGCCAGUGGGUGGGUCUACAACAAGUCGACAGCCGAGCGCCUUGGAGGAUGCUACCUUAGGUCAGUUCAAGCCAGCCUCCAGGAUCCCGGAGCUGAACUCAGAGCGAGAGGACCCACCUGGUCUUAGCAGGGGAAAGGGUGUCGGGGAUGUUGGCUUAGAGGAGCGAUCUGUGACUAUGCCGGCGAGUACGGUGUCCCCUUCUAAGGUCCUGAGGCCUAACGAUGUGCCUGCAGUUUCUGAGGCGAGACAUGGUUGGCCGAGCUCUUCGUAUGCGGUUACGACUUCAAUGGCCGCAGAAAGGCAUCAUGAGCCUUUGCAGGGAUCGCCCGUUUCAGUGGCAGAGCUUUGUCCUCCAGUGGAAGGGGGUGUGAGCAGUGGUGGGUUGGUGAUGAAUGCGCCACCCAAUGGUUUGGUUAUGGUGGAUGGUGUCUGGAGGGAGUAUCAGAUGGUUCAAGGGCAGAUGGUGGCGCAGCCUCUGUUCAGUGGCAGCGGUGGAGCUGGUUUCUCAACCUUGAAUCGUGGUGACAAUGGGAGUGCAGCUCCUACUGGAGGAGUACCACCUCCCCCUCCAAAUCCGCCGACUACGCCUAAGGCUUCGGGAUCAAGCUGGAAUCUGAAUGUCACGCCAGGGGGGACUCCUGUCCCUCCACCUCCUCCUACGACGCCUCUGACUACAUCAACUACCACAAGUGCAAGCUUCAGUGAGGAGGUCGAGGAGCCAUCAAAGUUGGUGACUAAGCUCCCCGCACUCCAGUCAGCGAAGGGUGGUGACGCAGCAGUGGUGGCGGGGGACUGGUUGGCCCAGCUGGAACCAAGUAUGAGCUCUUUGUCCCCGACGGCGACGAGGAGCGGGCUACAGUUUCUCACGGUGCCGGAAACGGGCAAUGGCUUGGAGAACACCUUGAACUUGGCGCGGAAAUGGAUCAGGCUUUUUCGGAGAGGCCGCGAGUUACAGGUGGUGCUGCCAGAUCCAAGCUUGUUGUGCCGUGGCCUGGACAAGUUGGUGAGUGCUACGUUUUCCGGGGCGGGCAACAAGCAUCCAUCUGCCUCGUUCAGGAUCGCCUCCUUCAAGUUGGAUCGUCAGUUAGAGUACCGUGCCACGGCCGUGGACAUUGAGGACUACGCCUACUUGAUCCUCGGCGAGCUGGAAGCAGCUCAGUUGGCACAGCCGCUUCCGGCGCAGCCCAAAGUAGCUCGGAUGGAUGAUCAAGCCAAUGCUGGCGCGGACGGCGGCGACAAAGGCAAGGGCAAGGCAAAGGGCAAGAAGCCAAUGCUGGGGCUGGCAGGAGCCGCAAGCAAUGGUAGUGGAGGGCAAAGUGGUGGUGCCCAAAAGUCUUCUUCGACUUCGGCGGCUACGGCUGGAACGGCUGGAGGGGGCGAGGACAAGCCACCAAAGAAGAAUCGUCGAAAGGGAGGAGGAAAGGACCGUCAGAAAGAGGCGGUGAGAAAGACGGAGGAGGAACCUCCUGUUGAGGACCCGGUCCGCGCUACGGCUCCUACAGUGGGCCCUGAGGACACCUCGGCCAGGACGGAGUUCUUCGAGGAGGCGACCAAAGCUUUGAAGUCGUUGAGGCUGGCCAAGAUGACGAUGAAGUCGCUUCAGAGCUCUUCGGGCGGCGGCGGGAGAGCUCUAGUGGACUCUGGGGCCACCACGUCUAUGAGAACGGCUCGUGGAAAUGAGGCGCAAGGGCUUCCUUUGCGGACGGUGCUGUUGGCCGAGGGCGAGACCGCCCCGAUCAUCGCGAUGAACGACCUCAUGGAAGUGGGCUGUCGUGUGACGUGGCGCAGCAGCGAAGGCUGUUCUGUGGUGCAUCCCGUCAAGGGCGACCUUGGCGUGCGUAUUGUUCAUGGAUGUCCUGAAGUGGACGAGGCAACGGGUCUGGACUUGAUUGCCGAGGCGGAAGCGAUCAAGUUGCGGAGACGAGAGGCCGAGUUGGCUGUCAAUCGUCUUGUUGAAGGCUGCGAGCGUACCAGACUGGAUGCUCGAAAGCUGGACCGGGAGCUGGGUGUCAAGGCUGCAAAGGAGCUCUACAAUGGUGUGGGGUUGUCUUGGGCCUGGCUUCAUCGGACUUUCCCGGAGGCUCCGUCGUGGUUGGUGUCGGCUGUCCCGGUAGUCGCCGGAACAGAUGGGAACCGCCAUGAGAGAAAGAAGUGGAGGAAGGCAUCGGCGGUGGCAGUUCACUUGUUCUGUGGGCGAGAUCGAGCUACGUGGAAGUCUAGCGCGGAGGUGGCCCAUGUGGUGACGGUGGACCAGGCCGAGGAUGUGAUGGCGGAUGCGACCUAUGCGGCUUUGUUGGACCUCGCGCUCACAGGCAAGAUCAAGACAGUGUUUGGAGGCCCUCCCUGUAGGACGUUUUCGGCGCUUCGUAAUGUUCCAGUGAGUACUGGGGAAGGACCUCGUCCUCUUCGUGAUCGUGAGGGCAGCGGAAGAUGGGGCCGCGAAGGACUUUGUGACUGGGAGACCUGGAGGGUGCGCCAGGACACGAUCAUGAUCUUUCGGAUGCUGUUUCUUUGGAUGGCGGCUGCCGCGGUAGCUAGAGCCAAUGGAGAUCGGGACCCGGACUUCAUCCUGGAGCAUCCUGAAGAUCCUCGUGAGUUCCUUAAGGGGGAAAACAUGGCGUCGCUAUGGGCCUUCCCGGAGAUUCAGUUCCUGAAGGAUGAGAUGAAGUGGUUUUGGUGGGGGUUUGAUCAAGGGCCAUUGGGGCAUCCUCGUCGGAAGCCUACGCGGAUCCUCGCGUCCAUGACUUGCCCGCGGGAGCUGUGGAAGGUUCGAGGGCCAUCGUCGGUGACCGAGGACGAGCGAGAUCAUGAUGGCGAUGGUUUUCGUUCGGCUACCUGGGCGGCAUGGGCUCCGGGCCUGAAGCAAGCAGUCAAGCGUGUGGUGGAAGAGAGUUUGGCGGGCUCCACGUUGGAGAAAGUAAUGAAGCUUGAUCAGGCCUUCCUGGAUCAUCUUCGCCGAGACCACACUCCUUUUCGGCGUGACUGCAAAGCUUGCUUGGCCGGCUCUUUUCGUGGCCAUGCUCAUCGGCGGAUUGUGGCCCCCGAAGCUUGGUGCCUGAGUUUGGAUGUGAUUGGACCUACUCGGCAAGGAGUGGAUGAGUAUUUGAAGAAGAUCCGCUAUGCUUUGAUUGGCACCUUGGUGGUUCCUGACAUGUUGGGAAAGCUUCUUCAGCCUCCCGACGAUGGAGCAGACGAGGGAGGUGGCGUUGGGCCUCUAGAUGAUGAUGAUCCCAUCUGUGAGGAAGGACCAGCUGAGGAUGGAGACGAUGAGGCCCCUGCGGUGGAAGAGGAGCGAAGUCGUCGCGAACUGGAGCGGUGGAAGGCUCGGGUGGAGAAAGACAAGCUCGACGGCGUGUCCUGUGUGGAGGUUCCCUUUGUGGUGAUCAUGGGUUCUAAGACCUCAGCCGAGGUGCUGGCCGCUACGAAGGACAUUCUGGUCCAAGUGAAGAAGCUCGGACUGGUGGCGCAGCGUAUACACUCUGUGUUUGUGAAGCAGCGAUCCUGGAAGCUCAAGAAGGAGGAGUUCGUCGAGAAGGUGGUGGCUGCAAAGAUAUUGUGUCCUUCUAUGGAUGUUGCUAGAGGCUUCCUAGUUCGCACGGAAGAAGGCAGCUAUCUGACCACCAUGGCGGCGGUUGAGAACGUCAAGGAAACUUCUGGGGAGUUUGUGGUGGAUGCUCCUCCUGUGCGUGCGGACGAAUCUGGGGUCCGGAGGAGGCUGCGGGGGAAAGUGGCCAUUGCCAAGGCAGAGCUUGCUGUGGAUGAGCAGGCCUUGAGGUGCGAGCAGUUGGAGGACGAGCAUCUCAUUCAGGAUGAGGAGCUGGCGGCGCUCUUCCUAGAGGCCGGGGACUACUCUAUGUCAGCAGUGGAGGAGCUCCUUGAGAGUUUGUGGCUUAAGGAGCACUUGGUUCCCGGUCGUCGCCCGGAGGUCUUUGAUGGGGCUCCUCAAGUCUCUGUUCAUGUGUUGGGAAUGUUUCGUCAUGGUGGCGUGGUUGGAGCAACUACGUUGGCGCGGACUCGCCCCUUCCUGACCAGGUUUUUGGUGGCGGCAGUAAAGGAGCACAGUGGCCCUGAUACUACCUUCACUACCCGACCCCUCAACUUCAACACGCCCAUGCAGUGCCACAAGGAUGGGAACAACAAGGCCGGCGAGACGGCUACGUUGAUUGGCUUCGGGAACUACGUGGGUGGGGCACUUUGGUGCCACACUCCAGUGAGUGAUGUGAGGGAAAGCAUGAGCUGGCACAAGGUCAAUGGCAAAUGGCUGCCAGGCCAUCGCUACGCGACCUACCACAAGGCGGUAGUUUUCGAUCCAUGCCAGCUUCACCAACCACUACCAUGGCAAGGCAACCGCAUUACCAUGACAGCUUACACGGUCGGCUGCCCAGACAAUUGCAACCAACCGCAUCGGGACUUACUGCAAGAGCUUGGUUUUCCACUGCCACCCCCCGGAGUUCCGGCUUUUUCGUCAGAAGGAGGAGGGAUCGGUGGCGAAUGUGGAAAAGGAGAAGGAGAUCAUGACGCGGUGUGUUGUAUGUCUGGAUGUCAGGGACCGGGGGAGAACCUGAACUCGGAAUCUCGUGAUGGUGUUGCUGGAGGGGGUCCUUUUUCAAAUGGAUGUCAGGGACCGGGGGAGAACCUGAAGUCGGAAUCUCGUGAUGGUGUUGCUGGUGGGGGUCACUGCAAAUGCAAAGGAUGGGAGGUAGAUCCCUCGCUAUGUCUUUGUCGUCUACCUGGUGAAGAGACUGGUGGUGGUGCUGCUCAGUUCUACAUUGGGGAUGACGAGAACGAGGAGUGUUCAGAAGACCCAUGGUUUCAGGAGUCGUGGGGUGCGUUUGGUCCUCCAAUGGUUGCUACGUUGAAGCCGGCGUCGUCCGAGGCUGAGGUGUCUUAUGAGAUUGUGGCUUCGGAGGCCCCUUUGGAGGUAGGUUGGGAUCUCUUCGAGGGCUACUUGGAUGAGGUUCGAUGUCUUCUGGUGGAGGAAGAGAACUGGGAGCGAGCCCUUGCGGAGGAUCAGGAUCAUGGCAGCCUCGCGGCUUGUCAAGUGAAGCGCUGGAAUGCCAGCAGGGAGGAUUUGGAGUCCGAGAUGGAGCUCUGGCAAAAGUAUGAAGGCUCGGAGGAGGACAAAGUGUGUGUGGCUGAGCUUGUUGAGGGCGGCGACGAGGCACCGCUGCAUACGAAGACCAUUCCCAACGAGGUGGUGAGGAAAGAGUUGGAUCGAUGGGUGCCCAGCAUGCUGUCCGAGUACGAGAGCUUGAUCCGGGAGAAUGAAGCAGUGGAGCCCUUCCCGGAGGAGAAGCUGGAGCAGUGGAAGCAGGAAGGCAAGGACUUUGACCUAGUGCCCGGGAAGACAGUGCACACUGUCAAGGCGUUCAUGGGCCGGCUCAAGACUCGGGCCGUCAUCUGCGGGAACUUCCUGGGUCAGAGUUUCUCGAAGGAUCAGAAGUACGCGGCCGGGGCGGAUGGGGUUCUUACCAGGAUCGCCCUGAUGGGUGGUGUGUGUCAGGAAACCAUUUGGCGCGUGAAGCGCGCGCUUUAUGGAAUGGUUACCUCGCCUCGCUCCUGGGAGGUGUACCGCAACAAGACCAUGGCCCAGAUGAAAGGAGCCACUUCGGAAGGAGAGGUUCGGUUUGUGCCCUCGGAGAUCGAUGGGAGUUUGUGGUACAUUCAAGUCGGCGGCCGUCGAGCGGGAGCUAUUUUGUGCUAUGUCGACGACCUCUUGAUUGCCGGCGAGCCGGAGGUGGCCAAGGAAGCAGCUCGUGUCAUCGCGAGCACCUGGAAGUGCACCGAGCCGCAGUGGGACAAUGUGGCUUUCAAUGGGUUUGAGAUUUCCUGCUCCAAGCAAGGGCUCACGCUUCGCCAGGACAGCUACACCAAGGACCUCCUGGCCAGGACCGCUCAGACAAUGGCGGGUGAGCUACAGUGGUUGGCUGGGCGCUGCAGGCCGGAGAUCCUGUACGCGGUGAAUCUGUUGUCGCAGGCCAUCAGCAAACGACCGAAGGAGGCGGUCUACCGAGGGGGGCACUUGAUCAAGUACCUCAAGCGAUAUCCUGAAGGUCGAAGCCAACAGGCAAUCAUGGUGUUCGUCCUGGGUGGCUUGGUGGCUUGGACAAGCAGCCGGCAGGCCUUCGUCACCAUGUCUACAGCAGAAAGUGAACUGGUGGCGAUUUGUGAGCUUACUACCUGUGUGAAAUCCGUGGAGCAGCUGGUGGCCGAGAUCAUGCUUUCUUCGAAGGACCGCAGCUGGCGCACAAGGCACUUGAGGAUCAGGGGAAACAUGAUCCGAGAACUCCUCGAGCUACCAGAUUGGAUGGCGUUUCAUGUUGAUGGUCGCAUCAUGCUCGCCGACCUGGGAACCAAAUCCCUGCCCGCAGAUCGUUUUGGUUUCCUUGUUGACAGAAUGAGGGUCACAAGGAAGCGCUACAGCCCAGGUGCCAACACCGUCAAUGCGACACAGGCCAAGAAGUUGAUCGUUUUGUUGUGCUUGGCUUCUGUGGUGGAGCGAGGGGAGGCAGCCGAGAUCGAGACGCAGGAGCCCUUCGAUUACAUGUUCCUCGGUGUGUGCAUGGUUGCGGUCAUUGCAAUUUGGGAGUCCUUCAAAGCGGUUCUCGGCUACAUCAAGCAGUGCUGCAGAAGUACGGGAGUGAGUCGGGGGGUAGAGGAGCAUGAUAGGUCGAUCCGCCCUGGGGCGGUGGAUCCCGUCAGCUCAGACUCACUUCGCGACUCCUCUUUGGAAACUGCGGGGCUGCGCGUGAGGACGAGUCGACUCACCGGGGAGAGGAGGCCUCCAACACCUCCGAUUCCGGAACCUCUACAUGAUGACUGGUUCCCCACCACAACGAACGACUUCGUGAUGCCCAGUGGAAAGCGCGACUACUGGGAGAUCGAUGAACGCCGUGGUGUAGCAAUCCGCUACCAUCCCACGGCAAGGCUAAAUCUGUUCGUUCCAGGACAAGCGGCCGGAGGUCCGCCGCUGAACAGGUUUACCGGUGAACGGCGAACCCUUGGACGCUUGAGUUCGGGCCAAGUAUUGGUCCAUGUUGAUGAUUUCACGCGACUUAGCAAGCCAGCACAAUUGUUGGCCAACAAAGAGUGGAGAGGACGCACUGAGUUGCGUCUCAAGAAGACGUGA
Symbiodinium sp. CCMP2456 is the source of this 8226-nucleotide messenger RNA. Lineage: Eukaryota; Dinophyceae; Suessiales; Symbiodiniaceae. The record is from the annotation of a GenBank genome assembly.